CGUAAAUACGCCCCUUAAAGGAACAUGAAACUACAUUAUUCCCAAAUUUGGCGAACUUCAGCGAAAGAUAUAGCAACCUUUGUGUUGCCACCUAAGAAACGAACCCUUACUUCCGCGCGUCACCGCCAACUCCGUACUUAAAAUUUGCACAGUUCCAUUGAGUUCACAUUUGCACCGUGCCCAGAGGAGGAGCGCUAUUCGUGAAGAGAGGAUCUAGGUAGAUGUACGCGUUCCCAGACCAAUCGGAUUCAUGUAGUAGGUUUUUCUCUUUAUUUUAGCGCAUUUGUUCCAAUUACUUAAUUAUUUCGUUUAUCAAAACUGCUUAUGCAUUAAUGAGCUUACUGUAGUUAAAAUUGCUUCGAACUUUUAAUUUAAUAAUCAUCCUUGCAGUUGCGUUGCCACGGCAGCCAUUGUUGCUAUGUACUCCUGAACGUAACACGUCAUAUCUACGUAAGCAAGUAAAUAGAAGCACGUGAGGUGUGCCAAUUUUGAAUUUUGCUCCUUCAGUUAUAAUCCUUUAGUGAAAUUUUUAAUUUUUUUUUAUUUAUUUUCGUCAUUUAUAUGGUAUUUGUUUAAAAGAGCAUUUAUCUACUAGCUGUUAAAGUUUCUGUGUGUUUUGAAAUUUUCUAAAUAAUCUUUGAGAAUUCACGUACUGUUAAUUAUCAGCAAUUGAAUCUAGAAAUGAGUUCUCUGAAGAUGAUUUUAACUGGUACUUUUUUCUUCUUAGCUUUUGCUGGAAUUUUUUGUAUAAAUGAAGUUAGCUUCAAUUUAUUAUCUACAAAGAAGCAGGAGAGUGUCUUGAAAAUACUUUAAAAUAUUAUAUUUUCUGAUUCAUUACUAUCGUGAUCUUUUCUUAUACAUCUGAAUGAAUUGUUACUAAUCAGUGAAAGUUAAAUUUUUGUUUUUGUAUGCAUCUAAAAUAUUGUAGUUGUAAGCUGCGAUGCCUUCAAGUCCAAUUCAUAAAUUUCCAUUGUCUGAUGAUUCUGCAAAUAAUAGUUUAGAAUGUACUGCAAAUAUUUCUGAUAAUUGUGAGGAAAAAGGAAGUGCAAAUGACAUGAAGAGAUUUACAAAAUACAGGCUUAGUCAAGGCCAUGCUUUACUUCGGAAGCAAGUUCAGAGACCAAUAAUUCUACAUGCUACAAAAGGUUUUGGAGGAAGAAGAAGAUAUACAUUUUCUGGUCAACAAGAUAAUAAACUUUUAUAUAAAAAACGCCGUCGAUUCACCAGCAUUGCUCUGCCGACUAAAUUUCUCCUGGGAGGAAACAGAAAUGAUCCAUUAAAUUUGAGUAGUCUGCAAGAUGAAAAAAUAAAUCAACAGUUAAAUGCAUUUUCACCUGCAUCAUCACCAAUGCCUUUGCCAGAUUGGCGGACUCAAGUGCAAGUUGUUAUUCCUCAAAAUAUUUAUGACCCUCUAAAUUUAAAUACUGGAGAGGAUAUAGAAUUUAAUUUGCUAUCCUCUAAACCUCGAAGGCGACGAAGGCAUCGGAAAGGUAAAAAAGACGAUGAAAACGUAGAAGAUGCAAAUCAAAUAUCGCCUUCUGAAGAAGUGCCUCCAUCUGAUAUAUUGACCCUCUGCCAUGUUUCUGUGGAUGAUCCCAAUGGCAAAGAUAAAAUUUCUUCAAAAGUAGAAUUUUCUGAUGAUCAAAACAAAAUAGUUUCACCUGUUGUACCUCAAGGGUCUCCAGUUAAGACAUUUAAAAAAUCUGUCUCUCGAAGUAUUUCGAGAGAAGCAGAAGAAAAACCAUCUAAGUUGAACCAACUUGUGAAAUAUAGAAGUCCAAGAUCAAGGGAUCGUCAAAAUGAUACUAUAAAGUUUAGAGUUAAUGCUGCUAAAUUUUGUUAUGGCAAUCAUGUUGCAAAUAUUGCAAACUGGAAUUUUGGAGAUGACUUUGGUACUGAUCCAAGAUUACGGUUUUUUAACCAGGACAUGUUUAGAGAGGCAGAUGUUUUAGACAUUGGUUGUAACACUGGCCAAAUUGCAUUACACAUUGCAAAGCAUUGGCAUCCAAGGAAAGUUGUUGGCAUUGAUAUUGAUAAAAAAUUAAUAAAUAAGGCUCAACGUAAAGUGCGUUUAUAUUUGAGUGAACAUAUUGCACAAGAAGAGGACUUUCCUGACUCCAUGGCUGUGAUGUAUGGGCCUUUGUCUAAGCUAGUAAUUUCCAAAUCUAAAGCAGAGAUGGACUUUCCAAAUAAUGUUACCUUUUUUGAGCCGGCUAUUUAUAAAACAUAUCAAGGUUUAGAAAUGAGGCCAGAUUCAUUUUGCGACUACCUACUAUCGGAAGUGGGGUUUUCUUCUUGUCGAUUGAUUGGAAGAUCAUAUAAUUGUACAAAAGCUUAUCGUCAAGAGAUAUUUCUUCUGACUAAAGGAAGUUACGAAGAAGAACCACACGUAUUACUCGACCCAUCAUCCCUUCCGUAUAAUUACCACAUGUGGUAUCCAAGGAACGAGUUCGCAACGUACGAUGAACAUCCGCAUGACGCAGGUUUUUCCGAUUAUGCCGAAGAAAAUCAUGAAGAUAAUGGAUAUUCUAAUUAUGACGACGAAAAUGAUUAUGAAUGUUAUGGGGAAGAAGAAAUGGAGCCAGACUUUGCGGAAUAAUUUAUUUAUAAAACUUCAUUCUUUUUUCAUUGUAUAAUUAACAUGUAAAACUAAUAAGGUGUAUUAACUCUAUUAAAACAAGGUGUUUUGGGUUUU
Argiope bruennichi is the source of this 2695-nucleotide messenger RNA. RefSeq names its product 7SK snRNA methylphosphate capping enzyme bin3-like. NCBI's taxonomy places the organism in Eukaryota, Metazoa, Arthropoda, Arachnida, Araneae, Araneidae. Gene Ontology annotation, biological process: snRNA modification. The transcript is spliced from 3 exons. Gene Ontology annotation, molecular function: O-methyltransferase activity; RNA methyltransferase activity; snRNA binding. The record is from RefSeq and is a predicted model, not a curated record. The coding region runs from base 941 to 2599 and encodes 552 amino acids.